Messenger RNA from Camellia sinensis, 1870 nucleotides. The record is from RefSeq and is a predicted model, not a curated record. NCBI's taxonomy places the organism in Eukaryota, Viridiplantae, Streptophyta, Magnoliopsida, Ericales, Theaceae.
UUUUGGGUGCAAGAGAGGAGAAGAGAAUGAAUCAACUAAAUUAACCACCAGAUUUUAAUUUUAAUACAUUUUUGCUUCCCAUUCCCUCUCCUAUUCCUCCUAACUUGUCGGUCUUUCCUACUUCCAUUCUCUCUCUCUCUCCUCCUCUCUCUAGCCAGAGCGGCAACAAUAGCCCAGAUCAACCAAUUGGGUUUUCUUUUUCCUUUUCUGUCUUGGUUUUUGUGUCGGUGACAAAGUGAAAGAUCGUGAAUUUACUCAAAUAUCGGAGAGAAAAACACAGAUCUUUUUUAGUUUUGAUUAAAUUUGCAAAUUUAAUUUCUGGGUCUUUGGUGGAUUCAUGACGAGUUGGAGAUAUAAAGCUGGUUUGUUCCUAAUUGCUGCUGUUGUUAUCAUCUGGGUAUCCUCUGCAGAAGUAACCCAGGGAAUUUAUACGGACUACAAGCAGCCAUUUGCAGUGACCUAUCUUGGAGCUUCUCUGAUGGUGGUUUAUCUCCCAAUAGCAUUCAUUAAGGAUUGGAUAUAUAAUAUGAUAAGAAAACGCUCUUGUGAAAAUGGUAAAGGUGCAGCAAUUAGUAAUGAGUCCUCUGCUGAAAGCAAUAUGUUUGAAAUGGAACUUCAAGGGACUUUGAAUAGAAAAGACAGUGAAGCUGACCUUCCUGCUCAGGAAGAAGGAAGGCCAUUAGUUCCUAAACACAAAGAUGACGUCGACACAUUAAAACAACACAAACAGCUUACAGCCAGGGAGAUUGCUGCUUAUGGAUUUUGUAUUGCCCCUCUUUGGUUUAUUACAGAAUAUUUAUCAAAUGCUGCACUUGCACGUACAAGUGUUGCGAGUACAACAGUAUUAUCCUCAACUUCAGGACUAUUUACACUUUUCAUUGGUGUAUUUCUUGGCCAAGAUUCCUUAAACAUAGCAAAGGUGGUUGCUGUAUUUGUCAGCAUGGCUGGUGUUGCCAUGACAACUCUAGGGAAAACUUGGGCCGCAGAUGAGUCACCAGUAAAUGCCUCUUUAAAUGGAAACCGCUCUCUUGUUGGAGAUCUUUUUGGUCUUCUCUCAGCUGUGACAUACGGGCUAUUUACUGUACUACUCAAAAAGUUUUCUGGUGAGGAAGGAGAAAGAGUUGACGUGCAAAAGUUGUUUGGUUAUAUUGGAUUGUUUACACUUGUAGCACUGUGGUGGCUUGUCUGGCCAUUAACAGCCUUAGGGAUUGAACCCAAGUUUAUGAUUCCUCAUUCUGCUAAAAUGGAUGAAGUUGUUAUUGCCAAUGGAUUUAUUGGGAGUGUUCUUUCUGACUACUUCUGGGCAUUAUGUGUUGUUUGGACAACUCCACUUGUGGCCACCUUGGGCAUGUCUCUCACCAUCCCACUUGCUAUGGUGGCUGAUAUGAUAAUUCAUGGCCGUCAUUAUUCAGCCAUAUAUAUUCUUGGUUCAGUUCAGGUAUUUGCGGGAUUUGUAAUAGCUAACCUUGCCGAUUGGUUCUCAAAAAUGUUGGGAUUGUAGCAUUUCAUGAAACCUUCUUGCUUUUUGACAAUCAUAAUUUUUUGGGGGGGGCCAUCGUCCGCUUUGGUGAUUUGGAAGUCCAACAGUGUGAAGUGAAGUAAUGUGAAGAAGCUCUUAGAGCAUCUACAACAAGAGAAGGUAACGAAUGCUUACUUGUACAACUAAUUGUUCAAAUGGGAUUUACAGUGACACUUUCUCAUCAUGGUCUUGUGUAUUGUGCCCAAAAUGUAAUAAAUAUAUUUUUCUCAAACUGUUCUCAUUUUUUAUUUUUUUUAUUUUGGUGCUUCUUGUUCCAUGUCUUUGGAACUGUGACUUCCAUGGAUGUUUGUACAAAUAUUUUCAAUGGAUCAAUAUCAACAUUUGUGCUAA